CCGGGCCCUCGGGCCAUGCACCCUGGACCCGUGCAGGCGGACCUGCCAUCCCUCCGCCUUCGGGCCCCUGCCCGGGGCAGGCCGUGCCGUUCGGGGUGGAGGUCGGGGGCACCCCAGGCCCCCCUGGGGCGCAUGGGAACCUCCAGGGCACGGCGGCCCCGCCCCCCGGGGGGCCGCUCCGGGGCUCCCCCGGCUGCUGACUGCACUCUCUGUGCAAACGGCUGGGUUUCACAUGCUCAAGUUUCCAGUAACUCCGUGGGCGGAUUUGUUUCACUUCAGGGGAAAGCAAAACAAAACACAGCGUGGAGGGGGUUUUCUCUCCCAAGCGCAGGGCCGCCAAUUACGGGUUCUGGUGUGUGCGGCCCGGGCACCCGGGCGGCCGCUGCAGCCAGAGGCUCUUGGCAGGCGGGCGCCCUCCGGGGUGGAAAUCGCUUAGUCAUUGGCAAGCGGGGCCGGAGCAGGAGGUCAGGGCGGUGCGCGCUCCGCCGCCGGGUCCUGCGGGGGGACGGCGCCCGGCUCUUCCCCUGGCAGCCUCCUGGCCGCCGGGCAGGGCCGGGCCGGGGCGGGAGCCGGGGACCAGGGGCCUGGGCUCACCCUUCCAGCCAGCCACACUCGCUGCGUGGCCUGCUGCAGGCAGCACGGACCGCGCGCCGUGUGCAGAGGCCGCCUUGCCGGGGGCGCCGUGAGGCCGGAGGCGGCGGCCAUGGGCCAGAAGGUCACCGGCGGCAUCAAGACGGUGGACAUGAGGGACCCCGCGUACCGGCCCCUGAAGCAGGAGCUCCAGGGCCUGGACUACUGCACGCCCACCCGCCUGGAGCUGCUGCUGGACAUGCCGCCCGCGCCCCGCGAGGUGCAGCUGCUGCACUCCUGGAACCACAACGACCGCUCGCUCAACGUCUUCGUCAAGGAGGACGACCGGCUGCUGUUCCACCGGCACCCGGUGGCCCAGAGCACGGACGCCAUCCGGGGCAAGGUGGGCUACACGCGGGGGCUGCACGUGUGGCAGAUCACCUGGGCCACGCGGCAGCGCGGCACGCACGCCGUGGUGGGCGUGGCCACGGCCGACGCCCCCCUGCACUCCGUGGGCUACACCACCCUCGUGGGCAACAACCACGAGUCCUGGGGCUGGGACCUGGGGCGCAACCGGCUCUACCACGACGGCAAGAACCAGCCGAGCAAGACGUACCCGGCCUUCCUGGAGCCGGACGAGACGUUCAUCGUCCCCGACUCCUUCCUGGUGGCCCUGGACAUGGACGACGGGACGCUGAGCUUCAUCGUGGACGGACAGUACAUGGGCGUGGCCUUCCGGGGGCUCAAGGGCAAGAAGCUGUACCCCGUCGUGAGUGCCGUCUGGGGCCACUGCGAGAUCCGCAUGCGCUACGUGAACGGACUCGACCCCGAGCCCCUGCCGCUCAUGGACCUCUGCCGCCGCUCUGUGCGCCUGGCCCUGGGGAAGGAGCGUCUGGGCGAGAUCCAGGCGCUGCCGCUGCCCGCCGCCCUCAAGGCCUACCUCCUCUACCAGUGACGCCGGGCCCGCACCACGGCCGCCGCCCACAGCCGCCGACAGCCACGGAGCCAGGCCCCGCCGCCCGCCCGCCCUGCGCCUCGGACAGGCGUCCGCAGCGGGAGGAAGGCCUGCUCCUCCUCCUCCUCCUCCUGCUGCCCUCGGGACACGGACGCGGACACGGGCCCCCUGGCCCCUCCCGGCCCUGGCAGAGGGCCCUGCGUGCCCGUGCCAGCCCCUCCUGGGAAAAGGACAUAGGACCUCAGGUGGCCUGGGAGCCCCCCUGCCGGGUCCGGGGAGCGGGGCCCGGAGCAGACCCAGGGUGCUAAGAGGUGCUCGGCAGGGCUGUGCCGGGCACCCCGCUCCGGACGUCAGAAACUCACGGGACGAGGCAGCAGCCGGAGGGACCGCCCGCCGGCCGGCACGGAGGCUCAGCGCCAGGCCCGCGGCCGGUGCCCGGACCCUGUAUUUAUUCUCUCCACAGUAACGAAAGCCAUUUAUUUAUUCCACGUAGAAAGGGACCGCCUCCGGUCCCCGCGCUGGAGGGCUCUCCUGCUUUUCUCCGUCCGCCCUGCCGCUCCUGGCACGUGCCAGCCUCGCCCGUCCUCGCCGGCCGGCCGUGCCGUGUCCCCGCGUGGCACACGUGUCUGCGUGGGUCCCUCGGCCCACAGCUCCCCGGGGGCUCUGCCCUGAGUUCCAGGCGGUCGGAGCGUCGUGAGGGUCACGGCUCCACAGCGGCCGCGACGGACACGUGGGCUCCCACGCCUUCGCACGUGGCUUAUUUCCGUGUCUUCCGUGGGCUCGGGCUGUGGGUUUGGUUUUGCUCCUGCCUUCCUGGCUGAGAUGGCCCACAGGAGGACCGGACCGAGGAGGGAGGAGGAACGAGGAGCAGGCUGGGGUUGCGGGAGACGAGCGAGGCAUCACGCCUCACGCAAGCCCACGCGUGGCCCACGCGUGUCUCCACGUAGUGCCUAGCUCAUCACGACCCCCCAGAGCCAGGGGGCGGGGCGGGGCGGGGCGGGCGGCGGGAGAGGGCCCCCCUCCCUGCCGCAGCCCCCCCACGUAGCAGCCCCGGCCCCUGCCACCACAUUUGGCGUUUCUCGGUCUCGAAGCCGGCUCCGUCCCCUUCUGCACAGGUACAAUAGAUGACUUUAUUUGUUUAAAAUGUUUAAUAUAUAUGCGUAUAUAUUUGUCCGUAAGAAUUAUGUUUUAAACAGCUGCUGUAGGGUACCUUUAAAAAGAAAAAAAAAAGAAGUCUUCCAGUGAAAUAUAUUUUUUAAAGCACAACCUCGGUGCCGAGACCGGGGGAGGCGUGUCAGUGGCCCCUUGUCACGGCGAGGUGGCCGUUUCAGCUUCCCUUCCCUGUGAGGCCAGAGACCUGCCUCCUCCUGCUCCAGGCCAGCCCCGCGGUGACCGUUGCACAUGCGAGUUCCACUCCCAGGGCCCCUGCCGCUUCCCACGGGACCCCGCGCCUCCCGCCGCGGCCGGACGCUGGCAGGGCUCUGUCGUCUCUGCACCCCUCCCCCCGCCGCCCUCAGCGUCCCCCUAAGCUCCCCUCCUCCUCUCAGCCCAGAGCCCUGUGACCUGUACAGUCUUGAAACUCCCAUUCUAUUUUAUGAUGGUUGAUCAUAGUAACCGAAUAAAGGAAAGUUUAUUAA
Molecule: messenger RNA, 3162 nt
Organism: Pipistrellus kuhlii (Kuhl's pipistrelle)
Lineage: Eukaryota; Metazoa; Chordata; Mammalia; Chiroptera; Vespertilionidae
Gene: SPSB1
Product: splA/ryanodine receptor domain and SOCS box containing 1
Exons: 3
Coding region: 16-1833 (605 amino acids)
Biological process (GO): proteasome-mediated ubiquitin-dependent protein catabolic process
Cellular component (GO): SCF ubiquitin ligase complex
Molecular function (GO): protein binding
Source: RefSeq, a predicted model, not a curated record